GCAUUCCAGCAUGGAAUCUGAGCUGCCUGCAGACAUGAACACCUGGACCAGGGACAAUGUGAGGGACUGGCUGUUGCGUGACCUGGUGCUUAGUGAGACCACCGCUGAGAUUCUCUAUCAAGCAGAGUACCGGGGGGACAUGCUGCCGCUGCUCGAUGAAGCCAGCCUCCGAGAACUGGGUGUCAGUCACGGGCCAGCGAGACUGAUAAUGAAGCGGAUCGAGAGCUUCGGCGCAGAGCCGCAAAAAGAUUCCGUGACGCUGAGGGACCGAGCCGAAAAGUGCCUGCCGUACCCAUUCAACUGCUUCCACGACGGCUGCAGGUACAUCCUGAACCGCCAACUGCUGGUGCCUGAAACGGGGCCCUUGAACCUGAUAGAGCCCUGCCACGAGUUCAAAGCUCUUCGGGGCGGGACGCACAGAGAGAGACUGAUAAAAUUCACGGAGGAGACGGUGCGCUUUGGGGCGGCGUGCCUGAACACCCGCUCCAAUGGGACCAUUCACUUUGGGGUGCUUGACAACCCCCAUGGAAAGAUUGUUGGAGUGACAGCAGGAAGCAAGGGUGAAUUAAAUCCGAAUAAGGCCUGUCUUAAGGAAAACCCGGAGGACAGCUACAUCAGAGCAUGGGAUGCUUUUGGGAAGUACUUUGAUCCUGAGCUCAGGCAUGCAGCGAUGAAAUGCAUCAAAGCCCCUCGGCUUGUUGAGGUUUUGAAUCCCAGCUGCAAUGAGGACAACACGUUCGUUAUCGAGGUCGACAUUGAGCCCAGAUACACCUGGUCCCAAGAGGAUCUUUUCUACACUCACGAAACUUACACAAACAAAAAGACCAGGAAAUAUAACGCUGACAAGCUCCACCUUUACAUUCGUCAAGGAUCCAGCACAUUCGAUCUGUUGGCAGAGAAGACAGACAGAAGCAUUCCGAGGCACAGCACUUACUGUGCCAAAACCAUUAAAGAAAUUGCAGAACUGAGAAAGAAAGCUGAGAAAGAACACAACAGACGUAUUCAGAACAGCGUUCAGGGCUUACAGCUGAAAGAGGCCAUCACUAAUGGGAGCAAUUCACUGGACAAAUCUAAUUUUGAAUGGUACAUUCUUGUGACCAACAGGUCUCACCCUGUACAACUGGAAUCAGUUCAGUUCCUGUCCAAGCUGGAACUGUUUGCCGUCCUUGACUUUGAUCCUGAGUCCAAAUCUGAGGGGCUUCACCACUUCUUCCAGGAACACAGAAAGACUAACUCACACUUCCCUGAGGACUACACAGCCUUCGAUGCUGCAGAUGAAGCAGUUCGUAAAUUGGAACUGUCCAAGGUUGUCAGUUGGGUUUUAUGCAAUGGCUCCACGGCAGAUCAUGUGGCGGCUCCUGUCCCUGUGGCUUGGCGCAAGGAGAAGGGUGCCGCGGUUCGUGGUACCAUCUCCUUCUUGUGCCGGAGGGACGUCAUGCCCAGAGGGAGGUUCCUAGUGGUGUUCUUGCUUCUGUCAAGAGUAGAUGACCAAAUGGACCCGCUUUUGGAGGCGUUCAGUGCGUUCUACCAGGAGCUGAGAGGGACAGAGUCGAUGCUGUUUAUCUGCAACAGCGAGUCCACAUUCACUUCCUGGAAGGACCUGAUUGACGCAAAGUUCAGCGAAGAGAUCAGAGAAAGAUUGUGA
Molecule: messenger RNA, 1645 nt
Organism: Anguilla rostrata (American eel)
Lineage: Eukaryota; Metazoa; Chordata; Actinopteri; Anguilliformes; Anguillidae
Product: sterile alpha motif domain-containing protein 9-like
Exons: 2
Coding region: 11-1645 (544 amino acids)
Cellular component (GO): cytoplasm
Molecular function (GO): protein binding
Source: RefSeq, a predicted model, not a curated record